AUUAUAGUUUAUAGAUCUCCUAACUAGCUGGGCUGACCCCACUAAUCUCCUUCCAAAAUGCUUCUUAUGUGACAGAAGCCAUCCUUCCAUCCUCAUUCGAGGUAUCUAUUUAAACAAAUCAAAGACUUAAGCACUCAUUAGAAAGGAUGCUAAUGAUUUCAAUCUAAAUAGUCUCCAAUCCCUUCAAGAGCCAAUGGAUUUUCUUUCGCGUGCUUGGUGCAAUUCUGCUAUUCAAGUGUACCAACCAGGGGAACAAGAUCAGUCCAUUGUUCUCCAAGAUAAGAAGUUUAAUUCACCGGAAAGCAACCCGAAAGCCUCAAUUCCGAAGAUGGACAAGAGCAUGAAGAUGGAUGAUGGAGACAACAAGCCUUUGCCCCCAUGGAAAUCAAAUGAUUUGAAGUCAUGGAUCUGGCUACAGCAAGCUAUGCAUCCAGAGUUAAACUACGACCGAUGUUUCCGGAAAAAAUGGGCUCCAUGGAAGCUAAUACCAUUUAAGAACAUAUCUUUGAAGAAAUGGUUUAAGGAUAUAAAGCAGAGGAAGAAGGUGGAAGAGAGAUUACAGAGAGCUGAAGUGCAUGCAGCUAUAUCUGUUGCAGGUGUUGCUGCUGCACUUGCAGCAAUUGCUGCAGAGAACACUAAACACAACCAAAACAACACCACAAAGGAAUCUGCAGUGGCUACUGCAGCUGCACUUGUUGCAGCACAAUGUGCACAAGUAGCAGAAGCCAUGGGUGCAAAAAGGGAGCAGCUCAGCACUGUCAUGGGUUCAGCCAUGAGUAGUACUAGUGCCAGUGAAAUUUUAACACUUACAGCUGCAGCUGCAACUUCAUUGAAGGGAGCUGCUACCCUAAAAGGAAGGCCAGGUCACCGGGAUAAGAUCAAUGGAGUUGCACCAAUACUUCCCAUUGAGGAGAACAAUGAUUUUGACUUUGACUUUGACUUUGAUAAGGGUAGAUCUCUGCUCACAAAGGGAGCUGUGCUUGGAGUGGAAUCACCUGAUGGGAAAAGCAUGUUGAGAUCGGUGUCUGUUAUCCUCAACAAUGAAGCAAAGGUUAUUCUCAAAAUCAAGAAGAUCAAUAUGCUCCCAGCUGCCUUUGCAAGAACAAAAGAAAGUGUUGUGUUGGACUUGCAUGCAGAGCUAUAUAAAGAUUCAGAUGAUGGUGAGGAGGAGACAGACACAUCAUAUCUCAUUGUGCUUACAACAAGUCGGGGAACUAUCAAACUAGACAUGAUGGAUGAUUAUGGUCAUUAUAAGAUGUGGGCUAUGACCAUAACUCAUAUGCUUAUGCUCUCUACUUCAUUUACUAGAUACGAACUUCAAUUCUAUCAAAAUUGAGUUCUGUCUUUUAUAAUAUUAUAUAUAUGUUAUAUGUGCUCUCUAAUGUUCUGUCAAUUUAAUACUUAGUGGUGUUC
Messenger RNA from Telopea speciosissima, 1413 nucleotides. Its product is annotated as VAN3-binding protein. The record is from RefSeq and is a predicted model, not a curated record. NCBI's taxonomy places the organism in Eukaryota, Viridiplantae, Streptophyta, Magnoliopsida, Proteales, Proteaceae. Bases 194 to 1336 code for a protein of 380 amino acids. The transcript has 9 exons.